AUGGCCAGCCUCGCCUUUGUAUCUCCUGCUGCCCACGGGCCAGUUUUGCUGCACUCAUCUUCGACACAGGUGCCUGCCCCUCCGCGCGAAUGGUGGGCUACGGGCAAGCCUCUUCUGUUUGCACCUCUCGGCCUUGCCUUGGCUCCGAUGGCAAAGUUCACCCGCUCGACACGCACGUCGCGUCUUCAAGCGCGGGCCGCGAAGAAGGAAGGAUCAGAACCUGCCCUGUCGAAGCGAAAGCGCAACGACCCGCAGGAUAUCACCUUGCUGGACAUGGGGACAGGCUUCACAGUGGGUGAAGACUUGGGCCGCCUUUCGAGAAUCACUGUGAAGAAUGGCCGCGAGCGUGUCAAGGAGCGCUGGGUUGUGCGCAACACUGACGAGAAGGAAGACGAGACGAGAGAUCCGAAAGAACUCAUCAGCGAGGUGGCAGCGGAGGUCAACGGGAUGGAUGAGGCCUUUCUUUCAGACCUGGUCGGGAUGACGUCGGUCGAGCGUGCUGAUAUGAUCGAUGAACUCACCCGCAAAGCCUUCAUGCUCAUGGAGGCCGGCGAGAUCAGUGAAGCCAAGGAACACCUCCAACGUGCCACAAGAAUCGGUGAGGCUUUCGAGCGAUUGAGCCAGGAGCUGGAAGUCGUACAGGAGAAGAAAGGCAGAGCCAAGACGGAGACAGAGGUCGUCAUGGAGUUGCGCAAGGAGUUGCACCAGGAGGAUUUCAGCAAGAUCUUCGGCGCCCAUGCCAGAUUUGCCCGCUUCAUUGGGGGCAUGUGA
Messenger RNA from Symbiodinium necroappetens, 771 nucleotides. NCBI's taxonomy places the organism in Eukaryota, Dinophyceae, Suessiales, Symbiodiniaceae. The record is from the annotation of a GenBank genome assembly.